This is a messenger RNA of Ostertagia ostertagi, 249 nucleotides long. Lineage: Eukaryota; Metazoa; Nematoda; Chromadorea; Rhabditida; Trichostrongylidae. The record is from the annotation of a GenBank genome assembly.
AUGCUUGCCAUGACCUACAACUGCAGCUUGGAAAAGAAAGCACGCGAGCAAAAUGAGUGCAAAAUUCGAUACAGAACUUCAUUUACUGACACCGAUAGAAACUAUGAUUAUAUCUCUGCAAAGGACGCCAUCACCGGAGAAGGAGCGAUGAUCCUCGCUGGGGACAGGUGGUUUGACCAAUUCCUCUACAGCCGAAGAAUUAAAAACGUUACGCCAGAGGAGGAGGACUUCGCAACGUUGCCAUUCUUU